GUAGGGGGCAGCACUGCACCGCAGGACGUUCAGCUACACCGAAGAGCAACCGACCAACCGACAGAAGAAAGGAACAGCUUGUUCCUCCCCUCCAUGAUUCCUCCCCUCCCUGGUUCCUCCCCUCCCUGGUUCCACCGGCUUUUAGCUUCUAGACCCAGAAGGUCGUUCGCAGCUGGCCGCUAUUUGACGAGACUUCAAACCAAAACGAAUCUAAAUCAUUUCACUUUACAGCGAGUUUGUGUCUCUAAACGUGGAGUGUUGUGAGUAUUGCUGAAAACAACAAAGGAACCCGCUGUACGUCGCGUCUGGUCGGGAAACCGUGUUAGCUAACGUUAAGCUAACGUUAAGCUAACGUUAGCUUCGCCGCUAGCUCCAGCGGCAGGAGAAGUUGUUGAAGUGACGCUAGUCAACUAGCCAGAGAAUGCUCGUUAUUCGUUAUUCAUUCAACGCUACGUGUGAAUGAAUAUAGUCGCACUGUAGCAGGGAACCUUGAAUCCCACUGGCCAGUCUUACUUGUUGGACUAGACCCCUGUGGAGGAUCCCCCUUCCUUGAACUGACCAGACCCCGGGGGGGGGGGGGGGGGGGAUCAGCUUCUCUCACCCAGGAUCUCCUUCCUUGACCUGACGGUGUGGUGCUGGUGUGAUGGCAGCCUCGGCCAGUGCCCGGAGGUUCCCCAUGGGGGUGCGGACAUUUAGUGACUUUCUCCAGAUUGCCGCUGUGGGCACAACUCGCUCGUGUCGUACAGCGGUGCCAAGAGGAUGCAUGCGACAGAACAUCAGACACUUGUCGUCAUGUGGCAUUUUGAUGACUAGAACUCCCAGAGUGCUUUGCCUUCACGACUGGGACACAAUGACAACUGUUCCCCCAAGCAGAAACUUCAUCAGUCUCACCAACAAAAGGAAGGAGUACUCCGAGCGUAGGAUACUUGGGUUUUCUAUGCUCGAAAUGUAUGAUGUGGUAGCCAAUGUUGACGAAUACAAGCACUUUGUGCCGUGGUGUAAGAAGUCCCAGACCAUCAUGAAAAGAGCAGGCCACUCCAAAGCCCAACUGGAAGUGGGAUUCCCUCCAAUGGUGGAGAGAUACACGUCUAUGAUCACUUGUGUCCGGCCUCAUCUAGUCAAAGCAGUGUGUACAGAUGGAAAGCUCUUCAAUCACCUGGAGACGAUAUGGCGUUUUAGUCCUGGCAUUCCUGGUUACCCUCGCACCUGCACGGUAGACUUUUCUAUAUCCUUUGAGUUCCGCUCCUUGCUGCACUCCCAGUUAGCCACCAUGUUCUUCGAUGAGGUUGUAAAGCAGAACGUCGCUGCGUUUGAGCGACGAGCCGCCAAGCUCUACGGCCCAGAGACUCGUAUCCCACGAGAGCUGAUGUUUCACGAGGUGCAUCAGACGUGAUCUCAGCAGCUGUAUGUCCUCAUCUGGCCUUAAACCAUACCGACCUUUAUUCCCUUUAUCCACACCAACCUGCAUGAUGCUGUUUACUUGCCCAUCACAUCAAGUGUCCAUCACAACUCCUGAAGAUGUUAGACAUCCAGACUCUUGUAAGCAUUCAUUUCCUCCUCCUUGUGUUAAGUCUGUCCACUUUCUGUCUACCUCCACUUAAAGUAUCUCUGUUUAGCAGAAGGAACCCUCCACUGCUCUCGCUCCAUGCCAGUUACAAGCUGUAUUUAUAGAAACACAACAGUAAAUCAUUACAACAUGUUACCGA
This is a messenger RNA of Sebastes umbrosus (honeycomb rockfish), 1706 nucleotides long. RefSeq names its product coenzyme Q-binding protein COQ10 homolog A, mitochondrial. Gene Ontology annotation, molecular function: ubiquinone binding. Bases 644 to 1393 code for a protein of 249 amino acids. Gene Ontology annotation, cellular component: mitochondrion. The record is from RefSeq and is a predicted model, not a curated record. NCBI's taxonomy places the organism in Eukaryota, Metazoa, Chordata, Actinopteri, Perciformes, Sebastidae. The transcript has 5 exons. Gene Ontology annotation, biological process: cellular respiration; ubiquinone biosynthetic process.